Molecule: messenger RNA, 3761 nt
Organism: Doryrhamphus excisus (bluestripe pipefish)
Lineage: Eukaryota; Metazoa; Chordata; Actinopteri; Syngnathiformes; Syngnathidae
Source: RefSeq, a predicted model, not a curated record
CGGUCAUUGAACGCACCGACAACCGUUCUCCGAUAUACAGAGGGCUGUAAGAUGUAUUUCGGUGUAUUUUACCCUUUUUUCUUUCACCUCAUAUUUGCUCCCAAAUGCUGACAUUAUGUGGGAAUGCAUAAAGAGGAUGUCACAGCCAUUGAAGGUGUCACGUUCAGACAUGGUCGUGAAGGGAAUCGACCCCAGGAUGCAGAGAUGAGGACCCAAUUGCAGAAUUAUUGGGUACCUUCAGUGACUCCUGAAGAUGAUGAUGACGAUGUUGGCACCAUGAGGAGGAAGCUUGGCUCAUUCAGGAUUCAACACGAUUACGCAGAGCACUGAAGCUGCCUGGAUGCCAGCUGGCAGGACACAGGUUCGGACAGGUACCCUGUUCUCCCACAUCCUGCACUCCGGCUGUGCUGACAGACAACGACGGUGAUGGAGGUUCCUCUUGUUAAUUUCGAGAAUGUGGACGAUGUUGGUAUCAAUCUGGGGGACCCCAGUGACUCCGGAUACCCAACGUCACUAACAUCAGAAGCCCCGGAGCACGACCUUUCAGCCCGCCGCCUGGCAUCUCCUCGUUUGUCACCGCGCAGGGGCCGCAGAGGGUACCCCCACGGUCAAGAAGGGCUGUCCCCAUCCACACCACCGACCUCCAAAGCCACCUCCAGCAGCUGCAGUUUGAUUUCCAAUCUGAAGCUUCUGGUGAGUGGCGAGUCGGCGUCCGACAGCGUCUUCAGCAGGAUGCCCAAGGACUGCUACGACAACGAGGACUUCUUUGAGAAGAACUGCAUGGAGGACAAAGACGAGAAAGUGGUCAUCAACGUUUCAGGCCUUAUGUUCGAAACCCAGCUGAGCACGCUCAGUAGGUUCCCAGAUACACUGCUGGGUGAUCCCACAAAGAGGAUAAGCCACUUCGACCCAAUGAGGAACGAGUAUUUCUUUGAUCGCAACCGCCCAUCUUUCGAUGGCAUUCUGUACUUCUACCAGUCAGGCGGCAGGAUCCGCCGCCCAGCCAAUGUUCCCUUGGAUGUUUUCGCAAGUGAAAUCGUCUUCUACGAGCUAGGCGAUGAAGCCAUGGAGCAGUUUCGAGAAGAUGAAGGCUUCAUCAAAGAGCCUGAUGUUCUUCUGCCCACCAAUGAACUCCAAAGACAAUUCUGGCUCCUGUUUGAGUACCCGGAGAGCUCCAGUGCUGCCAAGUCUGUCGCUUUGGUCUCUGUCUUUGUCAUUGUCAUCUCCAUCUUCAUCUUCUGUCUGGAGACCCUUCCAGAGUUCAGGGAAGACAGCGACUUUUCCCCAGGAAUAGACCAAAUCAUCAAUGGGACCCUUGAAGGUUCUAGCGCUCAUCCCAACACGAAGAACAUCCUGGCCUACUUGACAGACCCUUUUUUCAUCGUGGAAACUAUCUGCAUCAUCUGGUUCUGCUUUGAAGCAGGCGUCCGUUUUGUGGUGUGCCCCAGCAAGAGCGACUUCUUCAACAAUAUCAUGAACAUCAUCGACAUUGUCUCCAUCAUCCCUUACUUUGUCACCCUGGGAACGGAGCUGGCCACCACCCCCGAUGAUGACACAAACUCCAGUCAGAACAUGUCCCUGGCCAUCCUGAGAAUCAUCCGCUUGGUGAGAGUCUUCCGCAUCUUCAAGCUUUCCCGACACUCCAAAGGGCUUCAGAUUCUGGGACAGACCCUCAAAGCUAGCAUGCGCGAACUGGGGCUUCUUAUCUUCUUCCUCUUCAUUGGCGUCAUCCUCUUCUCCAGUGCCAUCUUCUUCGCCGAGGUGGACGAGCCCCAAACACAGUUUGUCAGCAUCCCCGAUGGCUUCUGGUGGGCGGUUGUCACCAUGACCACCGUGGGCUACGGGGACAUGUGCCCCAUCACCAUGGGCGGUAAGAUGGUGGGCACUCUAUGCGCCAUCGCCGGCGUGCUGACCAUCGCAUUGCCAGUUCCCGUCAUCGUAUCCAACUUCAACUACUUCUACCAUCGUGAAACAGAGCAGGAGGAGAAACAGAUGAUUGAUGCGGCAACAGAAGCAGCGCAGAAGUCGUCGCUAGCCAACAAAUAUGGCGGAAGCUCGUCAUCACUGAACAAAAGCAACGGGACUUGGCAGAACGAGAAGAACGGUUUUCAGUAAUGAACAUUUUAUACUGCUGCAGCGUCUGAUUGACAUGUAUUAAGUAUUAAGGGGCACUGAGUAGCUCUUAUGUACAUGAUCAAAUCUUAUUUAUUACAUUUCUUUCAUAUGAAGUAUUUAUAUACAUAAAUCAAAGUUUUAACCCCAAAAUAUGGCACAAGACUUUUUAGUUUGGUUACUUCAAGUUGUUUUUUGUUUUUUUUAAUAUAUUUUUUACCAAUACCUUUUUCCUCAUCACCAUCUUGCACGACAUCACAGCAUGUUUAUCAUGAACAAUACUCAUCAUACAAAAGCACUUUAAGAACCAUUGCAUCCUUCAUAUAUGGUUCAACAAAGUGUCCAUAAUAUUAGAAACGGCAUGCUGCAGUACUCCUGUACACCACUACAAUUGCAUUAUUGAUAUCAGCAUUCUAUUAUUGAAUGUAAAUAUUCAAUAUAAUUUGAAUAUUAUUGAAUAUAUUUUGAAAAAGCACCUAUAAUGGGCUAAAAAUUUACUUGUGUUUAAAGUCUGAUUUCUUUACAAUUUUUUUAUCUUUGUAAAUGUCACCUUUUCACCUAAUGUCGGGUCCUCAAGUCACAAAUUUGACCUGCCUAUCCUUGUGGUGACCUCCGUCUAGCUGUGAAAGAACAAAAAAAACAUUACUUCCACAUGAGGCGCCACUUUGUCAUUUUGAGCGAAAUCUACAACAAGAAGAGGCGUUCAAGGGUGUUACAAAGUGUCCGUGUGUGUGUGUGUGUUUGUGAGGCACUGUGGAGCAUUGUCUUAUCAGAACAUCUUUAAUUGCGGACACAGUGUUAAAAGAAAAAAAAUGGAUGAUGAAUACUUGACACAUUGUAGAUAUAAUGCACAAUAUAGAGCAAAUGCUAACAUGCAUGCAGUAAACACAAUCUGAUGGAGCUGUAGCGUACGCAGUAGAAACAUUUACUAUAUAGAAUGUGAAAGUACAAUUUAAAGAGCUUGUUAAAGCGUUGCACUAGAUCUCCACAUAUCUCUCAAGCACUUUGAUUGUAACAUAAACAGUAAAGCACAUCAGCGUCCUCAAUGUGAUAUUAUGUGAGUGGGAAAAAAAACACAAGCCUUUCCACCCUCUAAAUUUCAACAUGCCUGCAUUUACCUUUUAUUAAUAUUGCAUGGCAUGCAUGCCAAACUAGGUUCAACUAUUAAAAUUAAGCUCACAAAACAUAAUGUAGAUUCAUCUAUAUGAUAAUAGGAAAAGGCCAUUAUUUGAAAUUGUUGUAGGCGAGCAUGCCUCAUUUUAAUCAAGUGAUGCAUGGACUUUAUACAAUAUAGCAAAGGCCAGGGGCAACGAUGUCUUUGUAAUAAACGUACAAUAUGCAAUAAUGUUAAUACAUGAGCGAAGGAAACCCUGGUUGACCCCCCCUCACACAGCAAUAACUAUAAUAUUUAAUGAAUAUGAAAGGCAAUAAGAUGUAAAGGCUACAUCAUUUAGUGAUAUAAUGGCUACUCAGCACUUUAUGUUAUGAACUAGCACUUGUGAUUAUUGUGUGUGUGUGUGUGUGUGUGUCAACACACUGUAAGCACAGUCAUAAUGAAUGAAUGAUGUUUUAUUUAGUCUGUAAGGAGUGCCUUUCAUUAAACAUGUAUGCUAAAACUGUGAGGAGUCUCCCCCUGAUCACUUAUCACG